AUGGAUUCAACGUUUUCUCUGAGAGAAUUUAUUGACAUUAACAAGGAUGUGUUGCCAGAACGUGUCAAGGUUACUGGGGGUGUACAGUGUGGUGAGGACGAGGAUUUACCAACAGGUACUGUCCUGGAUCUACAUUCAGUACACGUAAAACAGAUCAACCUUGUAUAUAAGGAGAAGGGAAGAAAGAUUGAAAAUAGAAUAGCCAUACACGAGUCUAAUCCAACAAAAUUCCAAAUUCUGGAUUACCACCCAGUAGGACAUGUGUACACUACAGUAAAGGAUUUGAUCGAAGUUUGCCCGUUUGUUGUAAAAUGUAACAAGACGUGGCGAAGCGAUGACGGAGCUAUUCUAUUAGAGAAAGAUGAGAUCUUGAAAUUAAUCAGACUUGUAGUGGGAAAAAAUUGGCAGAGGUUUUUAGAAUGUAAACUUGUUAGACAAAUGAAGCUUGUUCAGCUUCCAAUGGACUGUGAGGGACAUUUCACUGCAAAGAAACUAAACAACUUUUACACAGUGUCAGAUUUGGUACAUCAAUUUCCAAAAGAACGUAAACUCAAGCUGGUGAAAGGCGAUGUAAUAGAUGAACGAAAUCAAAUCCCAGGUCUCCCUCUGGAUGGAUUAGUCACGAUGCUUACACCCGACCUGGAGGUAGAAUACUCCAUGAAGGAAUAUCCAGGUGAUAGGCACAGGUUGGGCGUCAAUACGGAUAUGACAGUUAGCCCAAGGCCAGAUGAUUACAUAGGUGAUGUGCUAAACUAUAUUGACCUUAAUGGUUUUGUGGAGAAAAAUAAAAAACUAUUUCCAAUCAGGGCUAAAGUUCACGAUUGGGAUGAGAUAACAAGUAUCACUGAACAUCUCAAUAUUCGUCCAGGUAUGCAAAUCGAUAUUCACGGAUACCAUGAUGAAAGGAUGAAAUUCCUCCUCUGGUGCGAUGGCGACUAUUUCAUUAUUCCCUCUUCUUAUCAAGGGCGAUUCAGGGCGUGUCCCAAACAAAUCAACAGCGUCGAAGAUCUGUUGAAGCACAAUGGAGAUCGUGUGUUGGUAGUGAAAGAGGCCAAGUAUAUGCCAUAUGAUUCCGUUAACGUUGGGGAUAUCUUAGACCUGACACGAAGGAGACUAUCUCAUCUAGAAAAAGUCGAACGAGGAAAACACCAUCGGGAUGCGGAGGUGGAAGUACUGCUGUGUACGAAAGAAUCCCCCGGCGCUAUGUACUCAAUACCAGUCAGUCUCCCAACAUUCAUGGAAGGUGUAUUUGAACCAAUCCCCAAAGACACAACCCUAUACAGCAUAACCAAUGCCCAUGCGGUUUACAAAAGAGGCAGUCAAUUUGAACUUGUCAGACCGGAUCCACGAUUCGAGGAUAUAUUGCCACAAAAUACCAGGAUAACACUGGACUUUUGUAUCAGAGAACCCGAAAUUAUGAUAUCGUUAGUAGACGACAAAAUGGCUAUGCAUCUUCCAACAAGGACAGAUAUACAAGUUUCAUUCAUGACACAGAUUCAGCACAAAAAUGUAAAACUGGCUGAGUUGGACAGUGCACCAGAAAAGUUAUCAGCUGAACGAUACAACGAACUUGCAGCCCAAGACCACGAUUACGAAACGGUUGACUACGAGAUUGUGAAUACAUUUCCUCGAAUGGUAGUUGAUGGCGAUAAUCAGAUUUACACAGACGGUGCGUCAUUGCCCAGGUCAUUACCUGGAAGAAAAGAGGUAUCUACACUACCACCAGUUCCCACUCAGAAAAAACACAAUCCACAAGUUUCCAAAUCGUUAUCAUUCAGUAAUAUAGACCAACCACCUCCUGUUCCGUUGAGACAACACAGGUUGAAGAAGACGCUGUCACAGGUUGAUCAAGGCUAUGUAGAGCCUAUCAAGUCCCAAACUUCGCCAACCUGUCUAAAAGCCAAAGACCCUGAAGGUGAUGACGAGUACAAUUAUGUCGAUGAGGAAGAAGUUGCCGAUAUAUUGAAGGAGAUGGGCCAGAAGUUUAAAGGCAAUCAGCAUGUUAUUCAUGAAUGCCACACCACAAUUCCAGAUGAUGGAAACCUUUACAACUUUACUAUUGAGCAAAUGGCUGACUUUUUCAAACAGCAAAAUAUUGAGGACUCAGUUAUCCAACAAAUGAAAGCAGCUCAUCUUGAUGGAAAAGCUUUUUCCAAACUAUCUGACGACCAAUUAAAGAGAUAUGGACUUGACAAACAAGGCACACAUAUGCAACUUUUCAGAAAUCUUUCAAGAAAAAAGACACACUUAUUCUCAAAAUUUCUAACUUUUUCAAAGAAAUAAUGAAGUGGCUUCAGAAUUAAUGAGCCCAUUUCAAUUUUCCUGUAAGAAGUAUCUGAUGUCUGAAUGCUAUUGCUUUUUAUGCUUAACAAAAAACAAGGCAUUAACAUGACAAUAUGUCACUACCUGGAAAAGUGUGACAAUUGUGACACACUCUGUUGCCAAACGGUGGUCACACUUCUUGGUUGUGACAUAAAAAUUAUUGCUAGUAUAUUUUAGAUGUGUAUUUUUAUCAAACAAAUUACAGAGAGAUACAAUGCAUGGUAUAAUGAAAUGGCAUUUCACUAAAAUUGAGAUCUCUAUUGACAAAUGCACAUUUCUGUUUUAUUCAGGGUUAGAACUGGCCAAAAUGUUGAUUGGUAUGAUCUGUGAUAUCUAGAUGCAAAUAUCAUGCACCUGAAUUCGUUUUUGCACUGGUUAAACAUGUUAUAUAUGUGAAUAUUAAAAGGGAUCAUGGUUUAAUGCCAUAUUUAUUCCAUUGGAAAAAAUAUUCACUUUAAACCUGAGUCACAAUUAACAUAAUGUAUUAGAACUACUCUUGGUACAUAACAAAUAAAUGUGUAUAUACAGAUAUAAAUCAUACAAACAAUAUUGUUUUAGAUAGAAUCUGUAUAUUACACUACAUUUCAAACUACAGGGUGUCCCAGAACUCAUGAGAAUUUUUUGAGGGAGAUAUAAGGCAUGAAUGAUUUUUCUUCAAAUUAAGUGCACUUAAUAAACAAACAUUGAGGAAUAACUGACAUGAAUGUCAGGCACAU
Owenia fusiformis is the source of this 3038-nucleotide messenger RNA. The record is from the annotation of a GenBank genome assembly. NCBI's taxonomy places the organism in Eukaryota, Metazoa, Annelida, Polychaeta, Sabellida, Oweniidae.